Diatraea saccharalis (sugarcane borer) is the source of this 2942-nucleotide messenger RNA. The record is from the annotation of a GenBank genome assembly. NCBI's taxonomy places the organism in Eukaryota, Metazoa, Arthropoda, Insecta, Lepidoptera, Crambidae.
AGUCAUGCUGUGUGCCUCAGCGGAGUCACGUCGCGACAACCAAUUUUACGGGAGAAAAUCGUACCGUGACUAUUCGUCAAGAAAAUAUAUGUCACCAAAUACGAAACGCGAAAACAAUACGUUAUAACGACGCGCUAGAUACUGUGAUACGAGUAGUAUUGAUAUAGUUAGCUAAUACUGAAAUAGUUAGCUAAUACUGAAAUUUAUUUUAGAUAUACACAAAAUUUUAAAAUACGUUGAGUGAAGUGUUUUGAUAUUUUUUUUGUGUGCUCAUAAUUCUUGUGAUAUACCGCAUUUGUAUCUAAAGACUGGAUUUCUUUUAGAUAACAAAGUGUCAUCGUACGAAGAGAGUAAUGGUAGCGAGGAACUGCAAGGGGAUUUGACGAGUUUUAAAUUCGUUAACCAGAUUGCGGCGGCGGUUCCGCCGACGUUAGCGACAGCGGUGUCAGCGGGCAGCCCCCGCCGCGUGGAUGGUGGCGGGCGAGUGGGGCUAUGCGCCGGCGCCGGCCGCCCCCGCCAUGAAUGCCUUCUUAGAAACCAAUGCACACCUCGCCUCUUAUGGCCUGAAGAUGUCACCGGACCCCGCGUGUGGCGUCGGACCCCAACACCGAGCUGCCGCACCACAUCCACCCCCGCACCACCCUCCGCAUUACCAGCCGUACCCUCUACACUCCUACCAAUCCGGUUACCUAAGAGAAUACGGCGGCUGCGGCGAACUCUUCCCUCAACAACCUCUCGAACAGAGCUGGGAUUGGCGGGGAGACGUGCACUAUCAAGGUGGCGCCCCACCCCUAGUUCCUCAUGCGCACGCGCAUGCACCUCAUGCGUUCCUACGCUACGUGAGAGCACCGCCGCGGCGCGACAUGCGUUGCCAGUGGCUCGAUCCGGAACAACCACCGCCCAGGAAGCUGUGCAAUAAACUAUUCUCGAGCAUGCACGAAAUCGUCACUCAUCUAACAGUUGAGCACGUGGGAGGACCAGAAUGCACGACACACGCUUGCUUUUGGCAGGGCUGUUCGAGAAACGGAAGGCCUUUUAAAGCGAAAUACAAACUAGUGAACCAUAUACGCGUUCAUACUGGAGAGAAACCCUUCCCUUGCCCGUUUCCAGGCUGCGGAAAAGUAUUCGCUAGAUCAGAAAACCUCAAAAUCCACAAGCGAACACACACCGGUGAGAAACCAUUCAAAUGCGAGUACGCAGGUUGCGACCGGCGUUUCGCCAACUCAUCGGACAGGAAGAAGCAUUCACACGUCCACACUUCAGACAAACCGUACAAUUGUCGCGUGCACGGUUGCGACAAAUCGUACACGCACCCGUCGUCGCUUCGCAAACACAUGAAGGUCCACGGCGCUGCAGGCGACGCGUCCCCCCGUUACGACAGCGACGGCGACGACUCCUCCUCUGCCGGCAGCGUCAGCGUCACCGCCGGCGCUUCCAGUCCCGCCGCGCCGUUGCCGCCCCCACCCGCCCCCGCAGCGGCCCCGCCCCCGCACCAUCACCACCAUCCUUCGAUAACCGACAAACUAGAAAGCCUCAACGACAAAUACCUCAGCCCGCACGAUCAGAAACCUUACGAGCGACCACCGGCGCCGCCGCAUCAACACCAACCACAUCUAACUAAUAUAGGAAGCAACGGGGUCAUGGACAACAAACUCGGGUUCGGUGGUCAUUGGACGCAAUUUCAACAACCAGCCCCGACGGUACCACACGGGGUGCCUGAUUGGUGGUGUCCAUCCCAAGAGUCUUAUCACCAUCACCACUUGAUGCACCACUCGGGUGCCGCCGCUGCGUACUGACCGCAUCGCGCUUAGGGAACCUUUCAUUCCACGAUAAGCAACACUCCGAUAUUGCUCACCAAUUAAUAUUUUAGGUUUUGCCGUAGAAUGAAAAGUUCACUAAAGCGCGUACGGUUCAGUGCUUUAAGUAAGUUACGCUUAUUUAUAUUUAUUAGUCCGUAUGUAAUAUGACCAUCCUAUACAGACAACAGCCGUCCUAAAGUUUUAAUUAAUGAAUCCUACUGAAUGUCACUAGAUAAUUAUUUGAAAGAUACAAUGUAGAGCUUACAAAAGGGUUAGGUAUAUUCUAUAUUGUCAGCUUGUUGUUUACGACAUGCUUUAGACAACGAAUUGACCACUUGUUAAACGUUCAUGGUGUAAUAUUUGGUAAGCAUCCUUAAGCGCACAAAGUUUUGUUGGAAUUUGUCUUUUAAUUUGGUGAAAACGUCUACGGGUAUUGUCCGUUAGGAUUCUUUACAACCUUUGUGAUGUCUUGGGACACCAACAAUGUACAGAGUAGAUUUUUGUCAACAGCAUUGUUGAUAGUGAUUUAUUACAGCCUUUAUUUAGUGUAAGCACUCAUGUACAAACAAUUGUAUUGUUGUGUAAUAGAAUUUCUAUAUGAAAUAAAAGAAUAUAUUCUUACAAUGCGAAACUUACGAAAGUUGUGUGAAAAUUAACGAGAUAUAUCGCAAACAGUUAUUAUUUGGAAGGUUACUAAUUUCCUCGCUUAGUAACGUUGUGAAGUUCGAAAUGAAGCCUUAUUAUAUUUAUCAGCAUGGCCAAAGCACCGAAGUCUAAUAAAACUACAAUUUAUAGGUUGUAAAAGUGUAAAAUAAUAAAUAAUCUUAAGAUACAUUAUUAAAUAAGCUCGUGUAAGUAUAAAUAAAUUAUAAAUGCCCAGUGAUAAUAGUAAUAAGCGAUUGAUUUUAUUGUAAAUUACUUGUGUAGUUGCUAUAAUAGAGUAUUGUGCUAACUAAGCCUGGAUUUAUGAUUACAUCGCUAUAUGUAUAUGUUAAAAGUAUAUACUAUUUUUUCACGAACGAACAUUUUAUGAGAGAUAAAUAGCUGCGUCUUAUUAUUGUAAAUAAACGACUGAAAGAGCACGAUGUAUUUUAAGUUAUUUUAAGAACAAAUUGUUGUCUUUUCUACAGCCCUGUAAAUAGC